Cyphomyrmex costatus is the source of this 3403-nucleotide messenger RNA. RefSeq lists its product as uncharacterized. Gene Ontology annotation, molecular function: heme binding; monooxygenase activity; oxidoreductase activity, acting on paired donors, with incorporation or reduction of molecular oxygen. Bases 60 to 3335 code for a protein of 1091 amino acids. The transcript is spliced from 12 exons. The record is from RefSeq and is a predicted model, not a curated record. NCBI's taxonomy places the organism in Eukaryota, Metazoa, Arthropoda, Insecta, Hymenoptera, Formicidae.
CCUGCGCCCAGGGAACAGGAGUACGCGGCCCGAGCCCGACGGGCGGCACUGCGAGAAAUAUGAGGAUUCGCCCGGGAUGCGCGGCUGUGCUAGUGCUGCUACUGCAGACCGUUCUUGUGGCGAGUAAAGCUGUGGAUCAAACGCAAAUACAACAGAAAUCACAGCGGCAGAUUCCAUACGGUACAGAAGCGCAAAAACGAUGGGGAGGCGACGGUGGUAGUUAUGGCGGCGGUGGUUAUGGGGGUGGCGAUAUUGGUGGUCACUUCGGUGGCGGCGGCGAUGUCGGCGGUCAUUUUGGAGGUGGCGAUGGCGGCGGUCAUUUUGGAGGUGGCGAUGGCGGCGGUCAUUUUGGAGGUGGCGAUGUAGGUGGUCAUUUUGGAGGUGGUGACGGUGGCGGUCAUUUUGGCGGUGGCGAUGUCGGCGGUCACUUUGGGGGUGACAUCGGAGGUCACUCAGGCGGCGGUGAUAUUAGUGGUCAUGGAGGUGAUAUCGGUGGUCAUCUAGGUGGAGGUGAUUUUGGCGGCGGAGGAAUCGAAGACCAUCAUGGCGGUCAUGACGAUCAUCAUGAUAAAGGCUACUGGAAGAAGAAACUAAUCUGGAAGCCGGGCUGGAAAAAGAUUUGGAAACCGGCAAAGAAACAAAUCUGGAAACCUGCAUGGAAGAAAAUCUGGAAGCCUAUUUGGGUGCCAACCCAGAAAGCGGUGUGGAAAGAAAUUCAGGUACCAGCUUGGAAGAAGAUUUGGAAGCCUGUAUGGAAAGAGAUUCAAGUUCCGGCGUGGAAAGAGAUACAGGUGCCGGCUUGGAAGAAAAUCUGGAAGCCGAUAUGGCAGCCAAUCAAGGUACCCGCUUGGAAAGACAUCCAAGUACCCGCGUGGAAAAAGAUUUGGAAGCCCGUUUGGAAAGAGAUUCAGGUACCAGUGUGGAAAGAAUAUCAAGUCCCUGCUUGGAAGAAACUCUGGAUACCCGAAUGGGUGAAGGUCGGCAUACCGGGCGAACACUUCCACGGCACGGAUCAUCAUGGAUGGCAAUACACCAGCCAUGAUCUUUGGAAGAAAAAGUUGAUCUGGAAGCCGGUGUGGAAGAAAUAUUGGAAACCGGCGAAAAAACAGAUCUGGGUCUCGGACAAGAAGCUCGAGUGGAAAGAGGCUUGGAAACAAAUUUGGAAACCAGCGAAGAAGCAAAUCUGGGUAGAGGAUAAGAAACUGGCCUGGAAAGAGGCUUGGAAACAGAUCUGGAAGCCGGCCAAAAAACAAAUCUGGGUCCCUGACAAGAAACUCGAGUGGAAGGAGGCUUGGAAGCAAAUCUGGAAGAGUGAGAAGAAACUAGAAUGGAUCCCCGACAAGAAGCUCGCUUGGAAGGAAGCGUGGAAGCAAAUUUGGGUGCCUGCUUGGAAAGAAAUCUGGGUACCAGCGUGGAAGAAGAUAUGGAAACCAGUUUGGAUAUCCGAGUGGUUCCCCACUGAGGACCAUCAUCAUCAUCACGGCUGGGACCGUAAAGACACACAGGCUCAGAGCACUCAAGUUGUGCCUUACAGUCCUGAGAAAGGAACCCAGCAGAACAAGCAGGUACAGCAACAACAAGCGCAACCACGGCAACACCAGGUACAGCAACGUCAGGUGGACAAUAACAAAGUCAAAUGGGACAGUUCCGAUUCUUUCCAAGCAGGUUCGCCGACGAUCACGCAGGAUUUAGUACCACCACCUGUUAAUCAAAACGGAGGCCAAGCCAACUUUGCAUUCCCUAGCCAGAACGCAGAUCUAUAUAAACUAUUGUGGAAGAAGUUGCCGAGUGCCGUAUCUUGGAACAUGCUGUACUUGACAAUCAUUCUUCUCUCCACCUUCAUUUGCUUCUGCUGCAUCCAUGAUUGCAUUAAACCGAGAAAUUAUCCACCUGGCCCAUUGUGGAUACCAUUAUUCGGAUGUUUUCUGAAGUUCUCAUGGCUACGCUCGAAACACGGAUACAUUUAUCUGGCCAUACAAGACCUGGUACGUACGUAUGGACCUGUAAUAGGAUUAAAGCUUGGAGGUCAAAAGGUGGUGGUGAUUUCGACAUAUGAUCUGGUAAAGAAGACUCUUCUCCAAGAAGAAUUCAACAGCCGGCCGGACGGAUUUUUCUUUAGAGUACGAUCGUUCGGGAAGAGAAAAGGUGUUCUGUUCACCGAGGGCACCAUGUGGGCACAGACUCGUAGAUUUACGAUGCGGCAUCUACGGACAUUCGGUAUAGGUCAGUCAAUUAUGAAAAAACAAUUGGCUCUAGAGGCUCGUAAUCUCGUUGAUCAUCUGCAACAAAUGAGCGAGAGUAGCGCGGUGAUGAUGCAUACGGCUUUCGAUGUUGCGGUGAUCAAUUCACUGUGGUUCAUGAUUGCUGGGCACAGAUUUCAGUACGAGGACCAAAAGCUACAAGAAGCACUUGCGUUGGUUCACGAUUCUUUCAAAUUAAUGGAUACCAUGGGUGGAGCGGUUUCGCAGAUGCCUCUUUUGCGUUUCGUGAUCCCGGAAUUAUUAGGAUACAAAGAGCUAAUGGAGAUUUUAGAAAAUCUGUGGAGCUUCAUCGAUGAGGAGAUCAAGAUACACGAGAGAGAGCUGUCCAAUGAUCAGCCACGAGAUUUGAUUGAUGCGUUCCUUUUGGAGAUUCGUAAAAACGAUAAGAAUGAAAAGAAUACGAUUUUUGAUCGUGAGAAUUUAUUGAUACUGUGCCUCGAUCUUUUUUUGGCCGGGUCAAAGACGACCAGUGACACCUUAGCGCAUAUAUUUCUCUUCUUGUCGCUGAAUCCCAAAUGGUUGAGAGUACUACAGUCCGAGUUGGAUAGUGUCGUGGGUAGGUCACGAGCUCCAACCGAGAAUGAUUUAUCAUCCUUGCCAAUAACGGAAGCUUUCUUAGCCGAGGCACAAAGAUAUCUGAUUUUGGCUCCACUCGGCGUACCUCAUACAACCGCGAAGGAUGUUUCUAUAAAUGGUUAUCGAAUACCCAAGGACACGAUUGUUCUCUUUGACUAUCAUAGUGCUCACAACGAUAAGGCGUACUGGGAACAACCGAACGAAUUCCAACCGCAACGAUUUCUAGACGAGCAGGGACAAUUCCGUCGGAACAACUACGGUUUGCCUUUCGGUUUAGGUAAGAGACGCUGUCUGGGCGAGCAGCUGGCGCGCUCCACGUUGUUCCUGUUCUUCACCUACGUCGUGCAUUAUUUUGACAUAGAGAUCUCAGCCGAGCACAGCAAGCCGGACCUGAACGGCUAUGACGGCUUUACCGUGUCGCCGAAACCGUACUACCUCAAGCUGACGAGAAGAUUCAGUCUCGGUGAUGAUCGCCACGUGACCCGCGCGAGCACAUGACGCAUUACAGAACGUUUCCUGAUAAAUUUAACGACGCAACCAAGUGAUUUCGAUUACUUAUAUUCGUG